Messenger RNA from Rhizophagus irregularis DAOM 181602=DAOM 197198, 1023 nucleotides. The record is from RefSeq and is a predicted model, not a curated record. NCBI's taxonomy places the organism in Eukaryota, Fungi, Glomeromycota, Glomeromycetes, Glomerales, Glomeraceae.
AAAAAAAAAAAAAAAAAAUUAUAAAAUAAAGUAUAUAAAAAUACAACUUGAGAAUAUAUAUAUUUUUUUUUUGUAUAAAAUAGUAGGAAGGUUGAAAGGUGUUCUACAAUAACGUAUAUCGAUUUGGAUCUAACCAAGUUGCGCAAUUAAAGGCAAAACCAAGGUUGGUUUUUCUUACCGGUUUAAAUUAUAAAAUAAACAAAGAAAGAAAAAGAAAAAAAAGUUUUCUUACGAUUUUAAACCACGAAAUCUUUUAUGCAAAUUAAUUUUGAUUGGUUCACCGUUGGUUGCAAUUUUUUUGAAUUCAAUACCUAAAAAAAACAGAGGAUGGUCAAUUUCGGAUUUUAGUUUUCUAGCUUUUCGUUUUUAUUGUUUUUAUUCCAAACUUUUUACAAUCACGGUUAAAACCACCAUGGCACUACCUAGCGCUGAUGAACUUGAACAACUCCCAGAGAUUGAAAAGCAAUGGGCGGUCAAAGCCACGCAAUAUGCAGAAACAUAUUUUAGAUUAAUAUCGAGUAUUGAUGGAAAAUCUCUUCGAUUAACGCCAAUUGAUGAUGAAAUUUAUCAAGAUUUUCAAAAUACUUUCCCAAAUUUUUCAUUAAUUGAAAUAGAUGAAGAAGAAAUGAAAUCUACCAACGGAAAAGAAAUUUGGAGAAAUUGGAUUAUGAAAUAUGAAAAGCGUGUUAGUGAUUAUAAUUUUGGUACCUUAUUAAGAAAAAAUGUUGAUGGUGAUUAUACUGAAGAAAACACAAUGUUUGUUACACGGAUGCAGUUUUAUGCAAUUGAAAUAGCAAGAAAUAAGCAAGGCCUGAAUUCUCAUUUAGCUCAAAAGAAAACAACACUGUAAUUGUAUAACAUAAUAGAAUCCAACUAAAAGUUAUAUAUUCCGUGACUUUACAAAAAAAAAAAAAUAAAAUAAAACAGAAUAAAAUUCAAAUAUAUUAUUAUUUCAAAAAUCUUUUUACUUUUCACAUAUACAAGAUCCAUGUAAAUAAAAAUUAUGAAAAUUAAAAGAAAAAA